CGGGUUGCAGAGCAGAAAGAAUCCUUCUUGUGUGAUUCGCUGUGUGUAUUUUAUCAAAAUAUCCUGCGUAAAAGCGAUUUUAUCAGUGACAAGCGCUUCUGAUACGCACUGCCGGCGUGUCCUCAGUGUGCACGGGAAAGAGGUCAGCGAUUGUGUCUUCUGUGUCACCCUACGUGGCCCCAAAGCACUGCACUCAGUUGAGAAAUCCCCCGAUAAAUAUUCAAUUAUGCCUCCAAUUGCCAUCCGCUUUAAAGUGUGAUGCUUGUCGAUAGGACGAGCAGUCGCCAGCGAUCUGUGGUGUGAUUUAUUCUCGAGGACAAACAAAAUCGCGUGAUAUUUUCGGGAGUGCGCAAUGACUGAGUCCGGGAGUUACAUUGGUCAGCUGGCGGGUGCUGUGGGGGCCACGGAACCCGCCCUGAGACUGCUGCUGUCCAGUGUGUUUGGGUAUCCGCUGUCACUGCUGUACAGGAAGUACAUCUGGGACAUGCCUGAGCUGCACCAGCAUAUCUUCAUGAUCACCUCCGGCAUGGGCAUCUGCUACUUUAACUACGGAGUGGACAUCUAUCACAGUAUUCUCGCCGUCGUGGCCACUUUCAUCCUGAUCCGACUCCUGGGACCGACGAAGAACCUCCGGAUGGCCUCAUUCGCUUUCCACAUGAGUCACUUACUCUUCGGCUACAUCCUCACCGGCACGGACAACUAUGACAUCGUCUGGACGAUGCCGCACUGCGUUUUAGUGCUGCGAUUGAUUGGACUGACCUUUGACAUCUGUGACACGUUUGGAACUCAUCAGAAGGGUGACGAGCCCAAGGAAAUGGAUGUGUAUGGCAUUCGGAAGAUGCCGAACCUCCUGCAAAUCGCCUCAUAUACGUACUUUCCGGGCAGCUUCCUCGUGGGGCCGCAAUUUCCCUACCAUCAAUACGAGAGAUUCCUGGCCAAGGAGUUCGACAAGUAUCAGGGCUUUGUCGAUGCUGGCUUCAAGAGGUUCCUCUUGGGUUUCUUCUACCUGGCUGUGUAUCAAGUGGGCAACAUCUUCGCCUCGGAUUCUCACCUCUUGUCUGAGGAGUACGCUUCUUCGGGGUACUUCAAGAGGCUUAUCCUGAUGGGACUCUGGGGAAGAUUGACGCUCUACAAGUACAUGUCAGUGUGGCUCCUGUCUGAGGGUGUUUGUACGCGAUUCGGGCUGACUUUCCGCAGUACCUCGAAGACGGAGCGUCCGGAUGAGGAGGACUGGUCAGCUGGUGAGAAUGUGAAGAUCGGAAUACUGGAGAGAGCCAGCAAGUUCACGCACUACAUCGAAGCCUUCAAUGUGGCGACAAAUCGAUGGGUGGCCAGACACAUUUACAAGCGCCUGAAGUUCCUGGGCAGCAGGGAGAUUUCUCAGGCGUCCACGCUUCUGUUUCUGGCUGUCUGGCAUGGAUUCCACAGUGGCUACUAUGUCAGCUUCCUCAUGGAGUUCAUUGUGGUCUAUAUUGAGAGAGAUUUCGACACCAUCGUUAAAGGCAACACGAAGCUAAGGCGACUGCUUGAGAAUCCCACUUUGCAGCCCGUGUUCUACGUCCUGCUAAAGUUCUACGCCAUCGUCGGCAUGGGCUGGUGUCUCACGCCCUUCGCCUUUCUCAGCUUCUCCAGAUAUUGGGCCAUUUUCCGCGCUGUGUACUUCUUCGGCUACGUUUACGCUCUGCUCUACAUCCCCGUUCAUUUCGUCCUGAAGGCGCUCUUCCCGCGCGAGAGGCGUGCCGCCGAGAAGAGUCAAUAACCUAGGCGUGCAGAUCCUCGUCCGAGCCAUAAUAGCACACAGUACUUAUCGCAAGUAUGAACAGGUAAUCCGACAGUCAUUGCAAGCAGUACAAUUUGAAUCCAGUAGUCUCUUCUCUAGCCAUAGUCUCGCCUAAAUGUACUCAAAUAGGAGGACACAGAGUUAGAGGGUCGAAAAAUGCACAGAGAAUUUCUUCUCACUAUUUAUUUCACAAAUAAUCCUCUCUUCGUAUGUUAUUUAUGAAUAAAAGAGUAAUUGGACGUGAAAAGUGCUGUGUUACUGAGAGAUCGUUGGAUUCUGAGGCGCCAAGGUUAAUUUGCAGAGAUAUUCUAAUAAAUUGCCUUGUGGGAGAGGCGAAGAGAGAUCAUGAAUUAAGUGGUGUGAUUUUACGACGAUUUGUGAUGGCUCUUUGUGGUUUAGUUUAGAGUUAACAGUGGGACGAAUUCGAGGGGUAAACAGCUUUUGCAUUGUUGGCAAAUUUUUCUAGAAUUAAUUCCUCUUCAAUUUAAAACUCAAUGAAAUCAUCAGUUUAUCAGAAUUUUCAAUGCGAAGAAACACUUGUAGAAUGAUGAAUAAUGCCGAUGGCAUAUAUUUAAUCAUAGGCUUAGCUUCUUUUAAUGACUUU
Phlebotomus argentipes is the source of this 2384-nucleotide messenger RNA. RefSeq names its product lysophospholipid acyltransferase 5 (gene nes). Bases 353 to 1759 code for a protein of 468 amino acids. The transcript is spliced from 4 exons. Gene Ontology annotation, cellular component: membrane. The record is from RefSeq and is a predicted model, not a curated record. Gene Ontology annotation, biological process: lipid modification; phosphatidylcholine biosynthetic process. Gene Ontology annotation, molecular function: 1-acylglycerophosphocholine O-acyltransferase activity; lysophospholipid acyltransferase activity. NCBI's taxonomy places the organism in Eukaryota, Metazoa, Arthropoda, Insecta, Diptera, Psychodidae.